CAAGGACAAGCAAGCCUACGACGGCUGCUUCUCGACAAUCAAUCGGAAAACCAACCACCGCACUUCUCCUUACUCCAAAAUGCAACAUCUCUUUAGCAUACUAGCCCUGUCAGUGGCAGCCGUGUCUGGAACCCAGGCUCCCGAGGCUUUAGUUCUUGCAUUCGGUGAUGCCCAUCUGCCACAUAACUUCAAACCUUCGGCCAUUUCAGACCAUGUGAUACAGCGGAUAUUGGGUCUACGGAUGGAAUCCGAGGUGUCCUUAACUUCGGGAGAACCAGAUCAAGAAACGAUCGAAAUGUUGAACAGUCUUGGGGGAAGUCCGGCCCCUUUGUUCGGCCCUAGUUCCGAAGGCGACGAUAUAAGUCGAAACCUCCUUGUUCUGGAGGGGGUAGACCCCGAAAUUGUUUCUUUUACUCAAAAUGAAUUUCAACAAAACUUGCUUGCGAGAGUCUCCUCCGAUAGCUUACUGUCCCAUUUAUUUCCGUCUCCCCUGACGGAAGGGGACGGCGUAUACAACACCCGAACGAGACAUUGCGCGCUCCAUAUCGGCAACGGAGCUCCAUCUGAUAUGCAACAGCCCGGAAAACAAUGUAUCCCAGAUGGCUCCAUUUUCCAAAAGUCGGAUACAUUGGAAUCAGAAUUGCUUAGCCGAACCGGCAUGGUGGAGUCGUGGGUUAAUGAGCGGACUUCGGCAGCGGCUCUCAAAAUCUCAUUGCAGUCUCCGAAUCAUUAUGAGGAUUCAACCUUCACGGUCGAAUUACUACGUUCUGUUCUGCGUGGCUUGGAUGCGCUCUCUUCGGGGGAUAAGUUGACCACAGCGGUGCUUCUGCCUCAACCCAAUACGCAGCGGGGAAUGAUGGCCUUGAAAUCUAGGGCAGUGCAGAAAAAGGACACACUGCCGAAAACAACCAUUUCAACAAGUGGCGCCAUGUUUGAAUCCAACCCGCUACAUGUGGCCCCAGUCUGUUAUGCAUCAAACUCCUCGUGCAGUGAGAUGACAAGGAACUGUUCGGGCCAUGGUUAUUGCUACAAAAAAUCCGGGUCUUCAGACCAAAACGCUCCUAGUGAUUGCUAUGCUUGCAAAUGUCAGGAAACUACCAUUCGAAAAGACGAUGGUACUAUCCAGAAAAUAAAAUGGGGGGGCUCGGCAUGCCAGAAGAGAGAUAUCAGCUCUCCAUUCUUCCUUGUUGCGGGGAUUACUAUCUUGGUACUCUUAGCGACGGGCGCUGCUAUUGGAAUGUUGUAUAAUGUUGGGCAGGAACAAUUACCAGGCGUCAUCAGUGCUGGCGUCGGCACGGUCAGAACCCAGAAAUGAGAUCAAAAAGGCGAUUAAUCCCAGAUGGUGUGGUUUUGUUGUGUUGCUCGGCACAUCUCGCUUGUCUUUCUCCAAUCCUUUUUCUACCCCAUUCACUCAAUGUACAAUAGAUACAUGUUUGUCGGAUCGUGUGCACUUCCGGACCUUCACUUUCUAGUUGAGCAAAACCCAGUAGACUAGGAUACUAGAUGUAUAAAGCAGACCAGAUUGG
Messenger RNA from Aspergillus steynii IBT 23096, 1526 nucleotides. RefSeq names its product DUF3844 domain-containing protein. NCBI's taxonomy places the organism in Eukaryota, Fungi, Ascomycota, Eurotiomycetes, Eurotiales, Aspergillaceae. Gene Ontology annotation, cellular component: endoplasmic reticulum. The record is from RefSeq and is a predicted model, not a curated record. The transcript is spliced from 4 exons. Bases 80 to 1315 code for a protein of 411 amino acids.